Molecule: messenger RNA, 1353 nt
Organism: Anopheles arabiensis
Lineage: Eukaryota; Metazoa; Arthropoda; Insecta; Diptera; Culicidae
Product: C-type lectin 37Db-like
Exons: 2
Coding region: 636-1157 (173 amino acids)
Biological process (GO): biological process involved in interspecies interaction between organisms
Cellular component (GO): external side of plasma membrane
Molecular function (GO): carbohydrate binding
Source: RefSeq, a predicted model, not a curated record
CCUCAACACCAUCUAUCCAUCUCAACUUGGGCCUGUGUCCAUGUGGACGGUCUAAAAGGGUUCCGGUUCCAUGCGUAUUGCAUGGCUAGCCCACCUUGGUGAGAUUGGUGAGAUUGAUACGCUGCAGGACAGUAAAAUCACCAUACAGGUCGCCGUUGUAUCAACUCUUCUCUGGUCCUUCCACACAGACAUCCUUCCGUCAAAGAUCCUUCUGAGCAACUCACCUUCCAUGCUGUUGCCGGUGCUGACCUUUGACCUGAGAUAGGUACAAUUUUAGACGACUUCAUACGUGCGUUCAUCUAUUCUAUACGGCCCAUUAAGCCCUUGGUGGAAGCAAAACGUGCAGAGAUUUUUCCAUCCACAUUAUAAGUGACAUUAUCAGUUUGGCAGCCUGCGUGAGCACCGCCUUGACAUACUUUAAUGAAUCAUUCGCCGCAGACGAUAGCUCAGAAAAUAAUACACACUGAUAGAAAUAGCAAAGCUUCUCUUGACAUCGAUCUGCAUUCAAGAAUGGCCUACAUGCUGAUAAGUCGAUUGCUCGAUCACUUCGAUCGUGAAAUGCAUGGCAUCGUCAGACCUGCAUCAGCAACUGACCGAGACAGAUCAUCGAACAGCACUGUCUUCCAAGAUACAUCAUGGCCCGUCCCCUACUAUCUCCGAUUAUUUUGCUCUUCAUAGUAUCCACCCUAUUUCGCUUAUCUGCCAGUAAUCGUGAUGCGGUAGGUUAUAGAGCAUUUGAGGAGAAAUCGUACUACCUCGGUACCACGUUCAAGUUAAACUGGCAUAAGGCAUCCGCUUUUUGUCGAUCGCAAGGACUCUUCCUGGUAUCGAUCAACAGCCAGUCACAGCUAGAUGGAGUCAUUGAAUACAUCAAGAAAAGUGGAUUCUUUACUGCGAACGAAAGCAACAUCCAACUGUGGACAUCGGGCAAUGAUUUGGGAGAGCAAAACCAAUUCCUCUGGACGUCGACCGGUGAGAGGAUCACGUUUGAUCGGUGGACUCAGGGUGAACCAAACCACGGGCGGGUGAACGAUUGUACAGUGGAGCGUUGUGUGGUGCUGCAGCAUUACCAAAACGGUCUCGGUGCUACCUAUUCGUUCGAUGAUAGACCAUGCGAAGCGGAAUACUUUUUCAUGUGCGAAUCGUUAGAUGGUUAGAGUACAGGAUAUAGUGCUUGUAAUAGUGGUAAAAGGGGAUUUAGUUAUCGUAAUUCCCACUUUUACUGAGAAAUCAAAACGUGCAAAUUUCAAUAUUCGAAUUAAGUGCGUAUUCUGUAAACCGUCUGACUGAACAUUACAAAAUACAAAAGUUUACGGUUCCACUGGGCCGUAUGCAAUGCAAAGCAAUCGCAAA